ACUAUUUUCCAUAAUAUUACAAGAAGAUUACUAAAAAGCUGAAUCAAAAUGAAAGACAUAGGAGCAUUACGCAUUAUCAUGCGCGUAAUGAUAAAUUUCACUAACAUAACCAUUUUUUGUAACAAACCAGUACUAUAUAUAUGAGGUGGUAAUAAUUUUUAUUUUAUAUUACAAAGAAAUAAUAUAAAAUAAAAUAAUCACCUAUUGGAGUGAAAAUGUUUGCGAGAGUUACUUUUUAUCCGACGUUAUUAUAUAAUAUUUUGAUGGAAAAAAUAACGUCUAGAAAUUGGUAUGAUAGAAUUGAUGAAACUGUAAUUUUGGGUGCACUGCCUUUUCGAACUAUGACAAAAAAGUUAGUUGAAAAAGAAAAUGUGAAAGCAGUAAUUUCUAUGAAUGAAGAUUACGAGUUAGCCUUAUUAUCUAAUUCAGAAAAGGACUGGAAGAAGUACAAUGUGGAAUUUUUACAAUUAUCAACAACAGAUAUUUUUGAAGCACCUUGCCAAAAAAAGUUAAAAAUAGGUGUAGAUUUUAUAAAUAAAUUUCAUUGUACAAAUAGAACAUUAAAAAAUGACAAUCACAGUAAUGAUACCAGAGAAAUGGGAACAGUUUAUGUUCAUUGCAAAGCAGGCAGGACACGUAGUGCAACACUUGUUGGAUGUUAUUUAAUGAUGAAAAAUGGUUGGAUUCCUGAAGAAGCAGUGGAUUAUAUGAAAAGUAAAAGACAACAUAUAUUACUUCACAGAGUCCAAUGGCAUGCAUUAAGACUUUUUUAUGAAACACAUAUUCAAAAUCAUAGACAAUAAACAUUAAAAUUUAAUUAUGUAUAAUAUACAGAAAAAUAAUUUAAUAAAAAAUAAUAUUCAAAAUGUAAAUACAAAAAGUAAUCACCUGAUAUUUUAAUAAUAAAUUUAAAUAUUUAUA
Messenger RNA from Vespa velutina, 921 nucleotides. It is a transcript of the gene PTPMT1, whose product is annotated as phosphatidylglycerophosphatase and protein-tyrosine phosphatase 1. The coding region runs from base 216 to 803 and encodes 195 amino acids. Gene Ontology annotation, molecular function: protein tyrosine/serine/threonine phosphatase activity; phosphatidylglycerophosphatase activity; phosphatidylinositol-4,5-bisphosphate 5-phosphatase activity. The record is from RefSeq and is a predicted model, not a curated record. NCBI's taxonomy places the organism in Eukaryota, Metazoa, Arthropoda, Insecta, Hymenoptera, Vespidae. Gene Ontology annotation, biological process: protein dephosphorylation. The transcript is spliced from 6 exons.